Gongylonema pulchrum is the source of this 807-nucleotide messenger RNA. The record is from the annotation of a GenBank genome assembly. Lineage: Eukaryota; Metazoa; Nematoda; Chromadorea; Rhabditida; Gongylonematidae.
AUGGCUGGCAUAUGGUCAUCGAUCAGAAAGGACAAAGAUGGAAUUUGGACAUGUCUUCUUACAGCCGCAACAACAAUAUUUAUUGAGUAUCUGAAAGGCGCCAAAAAUCGCAGUCUGGACAGAACCUGUGAAAUUCAGCUAGAAUUACAUGCGCAGUACCUGCUGGUCAUGUUUAAUCAUCACCUCAAAGAGGUGAGGAAGUGCGCAGAUACUUGUCUAACGAAUUUGAUCGGGAGCUUCCCGCAUUUGCUGUGGAAUGGCAAUUUCAUAAAUGUGGCACUGCAAGUCCUGGAAGCGCUCUCAAAUAAUCUUGAGAACGAUACCGACUGCAAAACUAUGACGUUGUCUUUUCCAUCACUGAAGUGGACUAUCCAGCUUCAGGACACGCUGGAGCAGAGAAAAUUAAUUGUGCGAGAUUUUUCAUUACGCUGCGAACAGAUUCUCCAAGAGGCAAUCAAGUGGGCGCCAGGCAGUACACGCAGUCAUCUCGUUGAAUAUAUAUCGAGCAUCAAUCCAUCGUGUAGCGAUAAUCUUCGUUUGACAGUCGAAGCUGUCUCAAAGGGCUUAAAGGACACUUCUAGUGCUACUGCUGAGUCCGGUGGAGCAUCGCUAUAUCUUUCAUCUUUGCAUCUAAGGUCGUUAUAUCUUGGAAAGGUUAGGAGAAGUGGAACUAUCGAAAUUGUACUUGGAGAGAGGCCGGAAAUGUAUUCGGCACAACAGUUGAUAGCAGAAACGGCCAUAAAAAUUACGUUAAAUUAUUCUAUGAAAAUUUGUGUUCCAGGUGAAAGGUAUGAGAGCUGUGUGUAA